This is a messenger RNA of Strongylocentrotus purpuratus (purple sea urchin), 871 nucleotides long. RefSeq lists its product as uncharacterized. The record is from RefSeq and is a predicted model, not a curated record. Lineage: Eukaryota; Metazoa; Echinodermata; Echinoidea; Camarodonta; Strongylocentrotidae. The transcript is spliced from 7 exons. Bases 71 to 871 code for a protein of 266 amino acids.
AAUAUCAUUAGUUUUCUCAGUGAAACAAAAUUAAAAGGGUGGAACCAAAUUUCGAGGAGAUUGAUUAAAGAUGUCGUCCAACAAUAACAACAAGUUCUGUGUGGUGGUUCUACUGGUGUGCUGUGCCUUCAUCACAGCCACGGUGGGCGUGGUCCUCAAGCCCAAUUCUUCUGAUGAUGAGGUUUGGCUCUUCGCGGUUAGUGACUAUGACAACCGAUUGGAAUAUCUGGACCCUGUAACACAUCAGAUCAAAGGAUACAAUGCCGACAUCAUCGAUGCAGUUUGUGACAUAGCCAACAAGAACUGUGAGUUGGUAUGGGAUUUGUACAGUAACUGUUGGUACAGCCGAUCAAACGAGAGAGCCCACGGCGGAGUCGGUCUGAUGGCCAAAUGGUACACCGCAUGCACAGGAUGGGUCCAAACCUAUGAUCGUCUUCUAACCUUCGACUUCACACGACCAUUCUCCCAGAAGGGGAAGGUCGCCCUCUACGCCCAAAGUGGAAGCAGUCAGGAUUACUCCGAUCUUUCAGGACUCAAAGUUGGUUUCCUAGAAAUGUGGUUCUCUGAUGAGGCUUGUCUGUCUCGUUUCACCACCGAUUCGUCCUUCCCCAUCGUGGGAGCAGAUCUGCCAUCCGAUAGCCAAAAGAUCACCUACGUUACCGCGAAAGACCUGAUCGCCGCCGUGCAGAAUGGAGAUAAAACAUUCUUACGGAAAGUGCCCGUAAGUUGUGAUGGUGGUAAUGAUGAAUGGAGUGGUAGCGACGGUGGUGAUGGCGGCGGCGGCGGUGGUGGUGGUGGUGGUGGUGGUGGUGGUGGUGGGUGUGUAAAAGUAGUGGUGGUUUUGACUGGUAGGGGUGUUUGGAGGUGGUAG